AUGGGCACCUUCCUCGGCGGCCUGCUCACAAUAAUAAUGGUCAGAUACGUCCCUGCAGGUGCAUCAACCAACAAUCUCCUGGGCGUCCUGCAAGCAUUCUCGGCUGGUGUAAUGCUAUACAUGACAUUUAUCGACCUCCUGCCUGAAGCUAAGGAAUCUGUCGGUGGACGGGAAUGCAUGCUCUGGUUUUUCGGUGGUGUCGUCGUAUUCGGCGUACUGGAGACGCUUAUAUUGCCUGCUGCUGAAGGCGGAGAUCACCAUAAUCAUGCUGUAAAUGGGGAUUCGCACCAUGUCGAACAUGUAGAGACUACAACUAUAAAGACACCAGAAACAACACGUAAGCGACGUAGUAAUGCUACUGCUGCUUCGCCAACACCUACCCGUGCACGCAAACCAGCAGCACCAGUGGCAAACGAACGUCAAGCAACAGAGAGAAAGCAACUGUUACGGACAUCACUUGUGACAUUUGUUGCUAUGGGACUACAUAAUCUGCCGGAAGGAUUGAGUGUGUAUUUAGGUGCGCUGGCGGAUCCACGGUUGGGGUUACAGUUAGCUGCUGCCAUUUGUCUGCACAACAUUCCAGAAGGAAUGGCAGUCGCAAUCCCGCUCUGGGCCGCAACGAAAUCCAACUACCACGUCCUCUACAUGACGCUCAUAAACGGCCUAAUGGAACCCCUGGGAGUCCUCCUGGGCGGCUUUUUUCUGAAAAACUAUCUUACUCAAUCCCUCCUAUCGAAAUCACUCGCUGCUGUAGCUGGUAUCAUGGCAUGCAUAUCAAUCCACGAAUUGUUUCCAACGGCGGUCACGUAUGCCGGUAAAGAACGGGCUAGUUUUGCGCUGUUUUUGGGUAUGGCGGUGUGUUUUGUUGCGCUGGAGGGGGUGGAUGUUAUCAUGAGUUGA
This is a messenger RNA of Synchytrium microbalum, 900 nucleotides long. RefSeq lists its product as uncharacterized. Gene Ontology annotation, biological process: zinc ion transmembrane transport. The coding region runs from base 1 to 900 and encodes 299 amino acids. NCBI's taxonomy places the organism in Eukaryota, Fungi, Chytridiomycota, Chytridiomycetes, Synchytriales, Synchytriaceae. The record is from RefSeq and is a predicted model, not a curated record. Gene Ontology annotation, cellular component: membrane. The transcript has 3 exons. Gene Ontology annotation, molecular function: zinc ion transmembrane transporter activity.